CUAUUGUCAGGAAAACUAUCUUAAGUCUUAAAUUGGACAACACAGGAAAUCAUGAGAUCUUGUCAGAUGUGAGUCUUUUUAUAAAUGAACUAGUGUUUUGCACUGAAAAGGAAACGCCCAUGUGAAUUUCGUAAGACUGUUUACAAUUCUUGGAAAACUUCAGAUCUUUGCCAGGCUGUGAUGAUCAGUUUGAUAAUAAGCUAUUACAGGUUACCAUUUAAAUAUAUUUGAAGAAUUGUUAUUUUUAUGUCGAGGAUUAAUCAAAGGUCUGAACUUUUGAUAUCUAUUUGUUUAUUGAAGCCCUUAUUUUUGCUCUUGACCUCUUUGUUUGUACAGUCUACAAGUCUGAUGAAACUGUAGAUUUAGGACAAUGAAUACUGCAAGACGGAUGAGACUGCUGAUGUGGAAGGUCCAGUUUCUCCAUUUUUGGAUAUUUUUCAUUACCCUUUCCCACCUGACCGUCAUUGCCCAACAGAAUAUUCCAUUGCCCACAUCUCAGACUGGUGAGGAUUAUGAAAAAGGAGAAGAAGGAGUCGAGGAGACUAAAGUGAGAAGUGGAAGGUUUGAGAAACCUCAUACGUCCACAGAUGAAAUGGAGCCAGAGAGACAUUAUACUAACGCAACUCAACGUUCUUUGGAGACGCAUAAACCCAGUCCAGCUCCUUCUGUUAGUACAAUCCCUCCCUCAUUGCAAGAAGUUCAGCAUAUUAACAAAAACUACCCCGCUGAUUUAUUUUCGGUUGAAGAGCGCAGACGAGGAUGGAUGAUCCUGCACGUCGUGGGGAUGAUUUACAUGUUGGUGUCCCUUAUAAUUGUGUGUGAUAAGUUUUUUAUCCCUGCAGUGGGGGUAAUCACUGACAGGUUGUCACUUCCUGAAGAUGUUGCAGGAGCCACCUUCAUGGCUGCAGGAAGGUCCAUCCCAAAGUUUUUUGGCCUCUUAAUGGGAGUCUUUAUUGAUGACAACAAUACAAGCAUUGGCAUGGUUGUUGGCUCAGCACUCUUCAACGUCUUGUUUGUUAUCGGAGCGUGUGCUUUGUGUAGUUGGGAGAGUCCUCAUUUAACCUGGUGGCCUCUUUUCAGAGACAUGUCAUUCUAUGUGCUUUGCUACGUCUUAUUCAUAAUCUUCUUCCUAGAUAAUGUCAUUGUGUGGUGGGAGAGUGUGUUGCUGGUGACCUGUUUUAUUCUCUAUGCCGUCUUUAUGAAAUUUAAUUCCCAAGCAAAGCAAGCAUUUGAGACACGACUCCAUAAACACAGAAGAUUUUUAAUGGCCAGUACUGCCGAGGACCCCAACAAGGAUGUCCCUGCAAGAGUAAAUUGUGCUGGAGACAGUGAUGAAGAUCACAGACAGAAACAUUUUGUUGUCCUUAGCGAAAAUCUGGGUAAUGAGAAUAAAGUGAAAGAAGAGGAAGCAGGAAAAAAAGAUGGACCAUUGUCUUUACGUUGGCCUCUCACGCGGUGCAAGCAAAUUUGCUACGUUCUCCUUUUGCCCAUAAUCCUCCCACUGUGGCUCACAAUCCCUGAUGUUCACAAACAGGUGGGAGAAACCUUUGGGUUCCCUUAUCUUUGGACCUUUGUGGCUGCUGUGACAUGUAACACUGACCUCAUUACCAGUCUGAUCGUGGCCCGUAAAGGCCUGGGGGACAUGGCCGUAUCCAGCAAUAUAGGCAGUAACAUUUUCCACAUCACUGUGAGUCUGCCGAUGCCAUGGCUCCUGUACUCUCUCAUCCAUGCCUUCACACCGGUGGCUGUGAGCAGUGAAGGGCUUGCCUGCGCCACUGUGCUUCUCUUCUUCUUGCACCUCUGUGCCGUUGUCUCCAUUAUAUCCUGUAAAUGGAAGAUGAACAAACUGCUGGGUGUCACUAUGCUCGUGCUCUACUCCCUGUUCUUUAUUCUGAGCAUUAUGCUGGAGUAUCGCAUCAUUGUCUGCCCUAUUGGUCCUGUGUUCCUCUGUACCCUCUACCAGCUGACCAUCAGUGCCCGACUGUAUGAGCCUUUGCCUAUGCCUCAGAUCGGAGAGGAUUUUGGAGAAGGUUCAACGGAGGGCGUGGAAGAGGCCACGGUGGAGCCUGGGGGCCUGGAGGAACCUCUCACUGCGACCCAUGAAUUAGAGCUCACAGAUCAAACAACGCCUACGAUGCAGGAGUUUAAUCAUACGGACAGGAAUACAGAUACAACCACAGAUUUCAAAGCGUCCACCACGACUCAAUCUCCACUGUUGCAAACCACAAAACGAACGAUUGUGCACUGCAUUUAUGUGGCCCCUGAACCUCCAGCAGAGACCCCCACACCAGCUCCCAUUCCUCCGGUUACCACCAGCCCUCCGGCUGCCCCUGAUGAGGCUCCCUACGUUAAGGGUGAUUAUCCCGAAGAUAUCUUCUCGAUCGAGGAUCGCAGACGGGGAUGGGUUAUCCUCCACAUUUUGGGGAUGAUAUACAUGUUUGUGUCCCUCGCAAUUGUCUGUGAUGAGUUCUUUGUGCCUGCACUGGGGGUAAUCACAGACAAAUUAGCCAUUUCCGAUGACGUAGCAGGAGCCACCUUCAUGGCUGCCGGAGGUUCUGCACCAGAGCUUUUUACCUCUUUGAUCGGAGUCUUCAUCGCCCACAGUAAUGUGGGCAUUGGCACGAUUGUUGGUUCAGCGGUUUUUAACAUUUUGUUUGUGAUUGGAAUGUGUGCUUUGUUUUCCCGAGAGAUUCUUCGCCUGACCUGGUGGCCACUUUUUAGAGAUGUGUCAUUCUACAUCUUUGACCUCAUCAUGCUGAUCAUCUUCUUCUUGGAUAAUGUCAUAAUGUGGUGGGAGAGCAUGAUGCUGGUGGCCGGUUACUCUGUCUAUGUUGUCUUUAUGAAGUAUAAUGUGCAACUGGAACGAGCAUUCAAGAGCCAACUCCACAAGCACAAGAUCAUUGUGAAAGUUAUUGCCGUGGAAGAACCUGAGAAGACAAAUGGGGACGAUGAAGAUAAUGCCCCUCCCGCUCCAGAGGACAAGAAUCUGUUAAAGUUAAAGCCAUCUCUUCAGCGAGGGGGUAGUUCAGCUUCUUUACACAACAGCACCAUGAGAAACACCAUCUUCCAACUCAUGAUUCACACAUUAGACCCUCUUGGAAAUGGAAAGUUUAAAGAAAAGGCUGAGUCUCUGACAAAUGUGGCUAGACGGAAGUCAGAAUCCAAAUCUCAAGACAAAGGUGAAGGAAGUGGGGGGAAAACUGAUCAGCCCAAAGAGCCAGAGGCUGCCCCGGCCGCAGACACAGAGAAGAAAGAACAGCCAGAGGACAAGAAGGAUGAUGUGCCGGCAGAACAAGGAAGCGACGAUGGUUCAGAUGAUUCCAACAGUGAUGACGAGGCCAGUGAUGACGAGGCCAGUGAGGAUGACAGCGAUGAGUCCAGUGAGGAAGAGGAGGAGGAAGUGGAGGAAGUGGAAAAUGUGGAAGAAGAGGGGGAGAAAGAAGAUGAGCCUCUAACCUUGCAGUGGCCUGAGACUCGGCGUAAGCAAGCCACUUACCUCUUCCUGUUGCCCAUAGUCUUCCCUCUGUGGCUCACAGUUCCUGAUGUUCGCAACCAGGUGGGAGAGACCAUCGGGAUCUCAGAGGAGGUUAUGGGCCUGACCAUACUGGCAGCCGGAACCUCUAUCCCUGACCUCAUUACCAGCGUGAUUGUUGCUCGUAAAGGCCUUGGGGAUAUGGCUGUAUCCAGCUCUGUGGGCAGUAACAUCUUCGACAUCACCAUGGGUCUCCCAGUUCCAUGGCUCUUGUACUCAUCCUUCAACGGCUUUGCUCCAGUGGCCGUCAGCAGCAAUGGACUCUUCUGUGCCAUCGUGUUGCUCUUCCUCAUGCUCCUCUUUGUCAUAAUUUCUAUUGCAGCCUGUAAAUGGAAGAUGAAUAAGGUGCUGGGUUUCACCAUGUUUCUUCUGUACUUUAUCUUCCUGGUGCUCAGCGUCAUGCUGGAGGAUCGUAUCAUAUUGAAAGUGCUGUUCAGCAUUCUCACAAUGAUGCGGAUCAGAAUAGCAGACAGCACAGUAAAGCCCGCACCUGCAGACUUUCUGCUCAGUCAACUCAGGCCCCAGCAGCUGGAUGAUCUGGCUCAUGGGCUGGUAGACAUCACUUUUCUUAAUGCUCCUCACAAAGCCCUGCAGCAGCUCCACAGUGAAGACCUGGCCCUCUUCACACAGCCCCGAGCGGAUCAAGGAGUUGGCACCUAA
Messenger RNA from Menidia menidia (Atlantic silverside), 4192 nucleotides. Lineage: Eukaryota; Metazoa; Chordata; Actinopteri; Atheriniformes; Atherinopsidae. The record is from the annotation of a GenBank genome assembly.